AAUAACACAAACAUAUAUGUCUCCCUUCAGCCCACCAUGGCACCACAUCCCAGAGAACAGUGCUCACUCUAUGUGGGGAGAUUCUUAAUGGCACCAUAAUGGGAGUCAUGCGGAUCUACUCUUUGCAAGAGGAGGCUGGAAAAAAAACGUCUCAUCCGUCCUUUAAGAAUGUCUCUGUGGGUUGGAAAGGAGCUGUGUUUGUCGACCUAUGAAGGCGAGCCUCUCGGGCAUGACAACCAUUAGCCCUGAGAAGAGGUUACACAUCAGAUCACACCACAACGGGGCUCAAAUUCGUGCAGAAGCCUGACCUGAGCAACGCAUAACAUCACAACCAUGCAGCCAUUUGUUGCACUUUGACCUUCUGCAAUGAAAAUGGUGAGCAUUUACUUACAGUUUUACAUUUUAACACUGAAUUACAAAACUGGGCAUUCGUACCUGUUUAUUCACACGAUAUUUUAUAUUUGCAUGUGCUAACCACUGUAAUUUAAAAGAAAUGUGUAUCUUUUGUGUCUCCUUUAAAUGGUAUGAAAGGUGUUGUUUUCUAAAGGUCAUGGUUUUUUGCCUGCCAUGCUUGAAAGCUCGAGACAAAAAAAAAAGACGUGGGAGGAAGUUUUGUCCAUGCCACAAUAAAACUGACAUUUCAGUCACAGUAACACACUCCCUGUGACCUUGCAGGAAGUACCUGUUUACCUGUACUGGUUGAUUGAUUGAGAAUGGUUUUUGCCGUUGAUCUACAGUAAGGCAGAUUAAGUCAUGUACACACACGCAUCUUUUCUGAGGCGCAAUGAAGCGGAUCAGGGUCUUACUAUCAUCAGCGCCCCUAAAACAUCUGCGUCCUUUGUAAUGAUCAGCGUGACAUUAUGGUUUAUUAUGCUCCUGCUCUACCCUGGUCAACUGGGAGCACAGUUCGGGACUACCCCCAACAUUAAACACAUAGUGGUUGGAAGGUGUUACAAUUACAUCACACUAGUUAACCCCAGCUUGAGGUAUGACUGUGAAGACAUCUGGAGACAGUUUGAGGAGGCGGUGGCACGUCAGUCCUCUUGUAACGUGACGGUAGAGGAUUAUCGUCAGAUGUUUUACGCAAUGCCGCAAACCUGGCCUUGUGAUAGGUUCCUCUUCUGGAGUAAAACCAGGACACUGAUGCACAGCUAUGCAGCUGUUGUACGUCACUUCUGGACUCUGGAAGACACACUGGUUGGCUACAUGUUCAACGACCUCAUCUGGUGUGGACAAGAGGAAGACUCUGGUUUUGAUUUCAGUUCUUGUCCGGAAUGGUCAGCAUGCCGAAACCAUCCAGUGUAUUCCUUGUGGAGGCAAGCCUCACAGAAUUUUGCAGAAAUGGCAUGUGGCAACAUCACUGUAUUACUGAAUGGGUCUAUUGUCAACGCCUUCAGUAGGAAAAGCAUGUUUGGAAGUGUUGAAUUGGAUGGUCUGAACCCACGCAGGGUGGAUUAUGUCAACAUAAAGGUGGUGACCAAUCUAGAGGGACCCUUUAUAGAAUCAUGUAGUAAAGGAUCCAUUGUGGACCUGCUCCAAAUCCUCCAGUCCAGAGGUUUCCGCUGGACCUGCACAGAUAACGACCAGACUCUGAUGAUCCUUCAGUGUAUCCAGAACCCCAAACAGUCCUCCUGCCAAACAUGUGCAAACAGCCUGUUACACAGAAGGAGCCUCACGUUUAACUGAAUCGCCCACUGUUGUGGUUUAUUUUCUUUGCCUCACUACACCUUGAGUAAUAUCUAACUGACUUAAAACUUUUGGCUAUCUGACUGUAGUGACAGACCACAGUAAUUGGCACACAGAAAUUGUGACACAGACUUACAGAUCACAAAUAGAACUGAGUUUCACUCCAUGUGUAAGGUUUGUUUGCAUCAAACAGGAUACAAGCAAACUGAGUUGACACAAGAAUCAACUGACAUGAACAGAGAACUCUCUUUUAUACCGUUUACUGAUGAUGACUAAACAGUGUCAUAGCACAUCCCAUAUUUCACCCAUAGUUGACAAGGAUCUUCUUGUCCGUCCUAAUUGUAAAAAAAGUAUUUACUACAAAAUUACUACAUCCCCUUAUUGUACUGUACCUACCCGUGUUAUUUCCUAGGCCUGAUUUACAACUGCUGCGUGCUCUCCAUAGAGUUACACUGUAC
Molecule: messenger RNA, 2144 nt
Organism: Morone saxatilis (striped sea-bass)
Lineage: Eukaryota; Metazoa; Chordata; Actinopteri; Moronidae
Product: ADP-ribosyl cyclase/cyclic ADP-ribose hydrolase 1-like
Exons: 9
Coding region: 754-1686 (310 amino acids)
Biological process (GO): positive regulation of B cell proliferation
Cellular component (GO): plasma membrane
Molecular function (GO): phosphorus-oxygen lyase activity; NAD+ nucleosidase activity
Source: RefSeq, a predicted model, not a curated record